AUGGGGAAGAAGAGGAAGCUCGGUCAGCAGGCAGAGGUCGCCGAAGCCGCGACCCCCGAGGAGGUAUCCGCGCCGCAGCGGCCCAAGCGGACGCUCUUGGGCUGGAAGGACGGGGCAGUUGGCCCCGUCCAAGAAAACAGCAGCAGCGGCGCCGCCGGCGCCAGGGGCGGGGUUCCGGUCUUCAGAAAUAAGGAGAAAGUGUUGAUAACUUGCUCCCGGCGAAUCAUGUCCAGGUAGCCCUCCCUUCAUCGCCUGGUUAAAUCAUUAAGCUACCUUGUUUCCCGUGAAAUUCUUCUCAAUCUUUUCAUCAGUUGUCUGCUUGAAUGGGUUUCAGGUACCGGCAUCUGAUGCUCAACGUAGUAUCGCUGUUGCCGCACUGUAAGAAGGACAACAAGGUCGAGUCCAAAUCAAGCAAAGGAGCGACUCUCAACGAGUUGGUUGAGCUUCGCAAUUGUUCCUACUGCAUGUUCUUCGAGGUAGUUGUCAAUCGAAGGUCUUAGGUUUUUAUUUAGUUAUGUGUAUCCGUGCACAUCUUUUUCUGACUUUAGACUUUGUCUAACAGUGUAGAAAGCAAAAGGAUCUUUAUCUUUGGAUGGCUAAAUGUCCCAAUGGGCCAUCUGUCAAAUUCUUGGUUAAUGCUGGUAUGGCAAAAGAUUAAUCCAAUCUUUCUCUGUUUUUAUUAAGGAUUCAUGGAUUCUCAUUGGUAUUAGUCUUAAUCUGGCAAUUAGGAUUACUAGUGGGAAAUACUCGCCCAGUUGCUUUUUCUUAAUGUAUGUUGACAUCUUACGACCUAACAUGCUCUCCUGUUUACUGCAGUGCAUACCAUGGAAGAGCUGAAGCUCACUGGAAAUCAUUUGAAGGGUUCACGACCAAUCUUAACUUUCACAACAAAUUUUAAUAAAGAUCCUCAUUGGAUGCUUUUAAAAGAGAUGAUCACGCAGGUACGCCCUUUGUUUCUGACAAGGGGUCCUUUUGGCAGUUUGUGUUACAACGCUACAUUGCGUUCUUUAUUUAGGUUUUCUAAUGAAUACGAAGAUAUUAAUAUUCCUAUUUCUGCUUGCAGAUAUUUGAGACCCCAAAGGAUCAUAGAAAGUCUAAGCCUUUCCACGAUCAUGUGUUUGCUUUCGCCAUUGUUGACGAUCACAUAUGGUUCCGUAAUUAUCAGGUAGAGAGAUGAUCAUUGCAUUCUCCUUUUAUUUAUUUGAAAUUUAGCUUGUUUUGUAUUCUUGGAUAAACGUCAUGCAUUAACGUGGAUCGGGUAGGUCUAACAGAUUAUCUAAAUCAAUUGUAGUCUGAUAGAUACUGUGCCGUGCUGCCUCCAACUGUUAUUCGUGUUUUCAGCGAUAGUCAUAUCAGUCCCACGCAUCUAUGUUGUCUCCCAUGUUUCUUACACUAACUCGCUACGACUUCUUGAUUGCUAUGCCAAUAGUUACCGUAGUCAGCACGACUCUAGAGCUCAGAAGCUGACAUGUUCUUGUUAGUGUAAAAAAAUUCUUGACUGCAACUAAUUUUUUAGACAUAAAACACGUCUUCCAGCUUAUUCUUUAGAAUGAUUCGGUUGCACCUUUUUAGAUGUGAUAGGUCUGUCUCGGGAUAUAUAUAUGCUGUUGAGAAAACAUAGACAGACGGAGGAGAAAAUUCUGCAGUCACGGAGGAUAGAGGAGAGGGACGGUGGAAACCGCCUCCACCCAUCAUCGUCCUCUCACUUUCCUGGAAAGGGAAGGAAACCGUAUAAAACAUUUCUCAAAAUACCCUUAGAACUUCCAACAUCUACCUAUGUUGGCAUCCAUUUGUGUGGUGACUAACAUCGCUCUCUGUAGAUGAGAGUUGGGUUGUGAAUCAAAUUUGCCCAAGUCAUGAAUGCAAAUCGAUGCAUCUUUUGAAAUAUUGCUCUUCUGACAGGUUCUGGACAAUUUUGUCUGGUGGUUCUGUUCACAUCAUUAUCGGCUUGCCUUUCCAUCAAAGAAGAAAGAUAUGCGAGUCUUUUUAAGAUGCUUUCAGCUCUUUGAAAUGUUAAACUUCAAUUGUCUAGGAACUGGAGACCUUUUUAUGCAAUGGUAGGUGACAUAGUAGUUGUUUAGGUGAUGCCUGGGGCAACCAUGUGGCCCUGAUGCCUAUAAUGUCCGGGUCACCUAGAACAUGGGCUGAAUGUGAUCAUUUGUAAUAAAAACGACCUUGGAUGCAUUAUGUCGGUAGAGAGGGGUGAAGCGUGAUUGAAAACCUUUUUUGCACCUUUCCAAUUUUUUCACCUUUCCAAUAAAAAUGAUCUUGGAUGCAUUAUUCGUAUUUUUUUUAAUUUUAUUAAUAUUUAAUAAAUAUUUGAAACUGUCCAUUCUAUCUCUUCCUGGAAACUUAGCAUUCUGAAAUAAUCAAAUCACUAUAUUGUCUCUUAGAAGCACAAUUCUUUUACAAUUGGCAUGAUCCGUAGCUUAGCUACAGACAUUAACUCUUCACCAAAUAUUAAAGACCUUUGUUGAAUCUUAUCCUACAUUAUCUAAUGAAUUCUUUACCCUUUUUUUGUCCCUGACUUCCUGUAUGCAUGUUGUGUACUCUAUUUUGGCCUUUUGUGUUUCGCAGCUAAAAUGAAACUAGGACUUUGGAAUUAGGUUUGCUUUCCCUUACGCUUUGCACUUCUAUCACUUCGACUUUCGUGGGAAGUAUAUAUUAUGGCAGUCAGGAAUCAUGAGGCAAUAAGAAACAGUGUGAUAACUCAAUGAUAAUGCUAGUUUCCCCUAAUUUUUCGACCAUUUAUGCAUUUAUAAGAAAUAACACUUUUUUUCAGUUGGAGAUGAUAAUGGUGCUUGUUUUAUUUCCCGCUUUUGAUUCUGUCCUUGACAUCAAAUGGUCAAAAUUUCAGAUUGUCAACCAAGGUGGAAUAGAAGAAACAACCCUGGUAGAGGUAUGUUGUGGGUUCUUAAAUUGUUUUCAAGUGUACACGAUUGAUAACCUCUGCGAGUCAAUACGGUCCUCCAUCAUUUAUGCAGGUUGGUCCGAGAUUCUGUCUGAACCCAAUCAAGAUAUUUGGUGGGAGUUUUGGUGGCCCAACACUGUACGAGAAUCCAUUCUACAUAUCGCCUAACCAGGUAAUUUUCGGAUGGUUCUUAGGUUUAGACUGAAGAUUACUCUAGGAAAAAGUCAAGAUAGCAGUUGAUAUGUUCCAUGAAUCGUUAUGGAUGUGGCUGUUAGCAUUGAAUAAUCUCUGAGGUUCCCAGAAAUGCCGUUCCAUGUGCUGUAAAUUUCUACGAGAGAACCUGCAGUAGCAGUAAUAAGGCAUCUAUCAUUAGAGUAGAGCACUGUGUGCUCAUCUUUCAUUCUUCAUCCAAUUCAUUGUGCUGCCCCCUUGUUUAAAUCAGUAAUUAUUUGUCACAGCCCGUAAUGGAUCAUCAGCAUCUUCUCUAUACAAGCAGCUUGCUGCCAUCAGCUGCCGUUAGCUUGAUGGAAAUCUAAUAUCUCACCAAUUGUAAAAAAUACAGUCUCACGUAGGGAUAAAAAUUAGAUUUUAUUUUUUUUGCUAAUUUUGGUCUGAUCUGCCAUUUUUUUGGAAGGAAAUUUGAUAUCCCACAGUUUUGUAAAAAUAUGGUCACAUGCAUAGAUGAAGAGUGGAUUUUUUGCCCUUUUUUGCUAAUUUAUUUUUCUCUGGAUCCAUCAUCCAUGGUGCUCAGAUCCGGGCUCUGGAGAAGAAGAAGAAGGCCGGGAAGUAUGCCACAAAGGUCAAAGCGAAGACAAGGAGGAAGAUGCACGAGCUUGAAAAUCCUCUCGAGCCCGACGAGUUUGCUGAUCUUUGGAGAGAAUAA
Molecule: messenger RNA, 3794 nt
Organism: Spirodela intermedia
Lineage: Eukaryota; Viridiplantae; Streptophyta; Magnoliopsida; Alismatales; Araceae
Source: the annotation of a GenBank genome assembly